CUAACCGGAAAUAACACCAAAUGGACCUCCAUUGCUGAGGGUAUUCCCUUGACCAUCAGUGGCAGUUGUAUUACCGUCUACCGUCUUGUAGAUGUAUGUUUUGCCGUUGACUGUUAUUGUAAAUACGCGGAUCUUCCAUUGACAUCCUCCAUUGAUGAAGAGGUGGAGAUCGAAUUGGUUUCACCAGGAAAUUGGGCAGUAUAACGUUUCCCACCAAUUGUGGCAGUAACUAAAGUAUUCCCGUCUUUUGUACUGAUGACCGUUCCAGGACCACCGGGUGUCAUAGCUAGUAUAGGUUCCGGCGGAAUUGCCAUCAGCUCGGGGCUUGGUACAGCUGCCAUUGCCGGACUGGAUGCAGCACUCGAAAAUGAACUGGACGAAAAAGAACUGGACGAAGCCGAAUUGGAUACGGUCUCCGACCCUGAGCUGGGUUCGGCAGCCAAUGAUAGAGUGGGUACCGGAACCGCCACAGGACUAGGUACUGGGACUGGAACUGGAACCUGUACUACCUCAACUUCCUGA
Messenger RNA from Haemonchus placei, 522 nucleotides. NCBI's taxonomy places the organism in Eukaryota, Metazoa, Nematoda, Chromadorea, Rhabditida, Trichostrongylidae. The record is from the annotation of a GenBank genome assembly.